Molecule: messenger RNA, 1059 nt
Organism: Geosmithia morbida
Lineage: Eukaryota; Fungi; Ascomycota; Sordariomycetes; Hypocreales; Bionectriaceae
Exons: 4
Coding region: 1-1059 (352 amino acids)
Source: RefSeq, a predicted model, not a curated record
AUGAGUGGUGGCCAAGGUUCCCUUCCGGUCAUCUCGACCAUCCCUGACCCAGAGACGUUCUACACUCCGUCGGUAUCCGUCGACGGCUGGAGCACUGAUGGCUUCGAGUUCCUCCAGGACGACAGCGAGUACGUCGACGAGGAUGGCAAUCUCGUCGAGGUGGCGUCCGAGUAUUCAUCCUCUGUAUCCCCGAGCAUAUACGACCACGAAUUCAAACAUGGACGUCGCUAUCACAGCUACAAGAGUGGCCGCUACCCCGUCCCCAACGACCAAUACCAGCAGCAAUUGGAAGAGCUCAAGCACCACAUUGCUUUCGAAUUGAUGGGGGGCCUCUUGUUCUCCUCAGAGAUCGACACUCGACCCCGGAAGAUACUCGAUAUUGGCACAGGUGCCGUGGCGGACAGAUAUCCCGGGGCAAGCAUCAUCGGGACCGAUCUUUCCCCAAUUCAGCCCACAUGGGCGCCUCCGAACCUUGAGAUGUUUGUCGACGACUGUGAAGACGACGAGUGGCUUGAUGGGUCGGGAUUCGACCUGGUCCACCUCCGAGACGUUGACGGGUUUCUAAGGAACCCUGGGGCUGUCAUUGCUCAGGCUUACAAAUCCGGGGGCUGGAUCGAGUUCCAAGACUGCAUACCUAUUCCAUACUGCGACGACGACUCGAUGAAGGAUGACGACCCGCUCAAGAGAUUCUCAGAGCUGGUCAAGGAAGGGAUGCACAAGCUCGGCUGCACACUACACGGUUCCCCGCGAAGCAAGGAAUCCCUCGAGGAGGCCGGCUUCACCAAUGUACAGCUGACGGUCAAGAAGGUGCCCAUCGGUGCGUGGCCGCAGGACGAGAAGCUGCGAUGCGUGGGUCUCCUGAUGAGCUCGUACGUGUCGGGGUGUCUAGGAGGCUACGCCGCCAAGCCGUUCGAAGCUCUCAAGAUUUCUCCCGCAGAGAGGGAGGCACUCAUCAGGCAAGUGACUACGAGUCUGGAAGAUAGGAGGAUUCAUCGUUACGCUCGGUAUUCGAUAUGCUACGGGCAAAAGGAGUCCCGGGCGAUGGAUCUCAGGGAGUAG